CUCGCUUGCAAUUCUAGCUGCCGCAUCCACGGAUUUCGGCGCGUGUACCGUUGCAAAGGACUGCGUUUGCACCGAACUCGUCGCCGCGGCCGCAGCUUGCACCGCCGCGCCGCCGCUCGCAAGUUAGCCCGUCCUCCUCAGACAAUUACUCCAAAUUUGCUGCCGCGCCGCUGAAAACAGAACGCAAAGAUGAACGAGGGCAUCAUCAACGAGGAGGCGAGCGUCGAGAAGGGCGAGAACGCGCGCAUGGCGAGCUUCGUGGGGGCCAUCGCGAUCGCCGACCUCGUCAAGUCCACGUUGGGGCCCAAGGGCAUGGACAAGAUUCUGCAGAGCGUGUCGUCGAAGGAGGGCAAGAUCGAGGUCACGAACGACGGAGCUACUAUAUUGAGAUCGGUCCACAUCGACAACGCCGCCGCGAAGGUGCUGGUCGACAUCGCGAAAACGCAGGACGAGGAGGUCGGCGACGGGACGACAUCCGUCGCCGUGCUCUGUGGCGAGUUACUGAGAGAGGCCGAGAAGCUCAUCGAUGCGAGAGUCCACCCGCAGACGAUCGCUGCGGGGUGGCGCUUGGCCGCCAAGCUCGCCAAAGCUGAGCUAGAAAAAGCCGCGACCCGCGAGACCAACGAAGAAAAGUUCCGCGAGCGGCUGAUGGAGAUCGCGCGCACGACAUUAUCCUCGAAACUAGUCUUGUACGAGAAGGAGCACUUUGCGAAGCUCGCCGUCGAUGCCAGUGCGGAAAUCAAAGUUCAAGCGCCCUUCAAUUCGGGGUCUCUCGGGGUGUGCGUGAGGUGUGGCUCGCUCUACGCCGUCGAGGGUAUCCCUCGGAGGUCGUGUCCGAGUUUGGGCCGAAACCAGGGCCGCGGUGCCGAGAAACCUGACUCACUGGUUGAUUUCCACACAGGUCGAUGCCGUGCUGCGCCUGAAGGGUAGCGACAACCUCGACUACAUCCAGCUCCUCAAGAAGCCGGGCGGGCAGCUCGGCGACUCGUACCUGGCCGAAGGGUUUGUUUUAGAUAAAAAGAUUGGGAUAGGGCAACCCAAGAGAUUAGAAAAAGCCAAGGUCAUGGUCGCGAACACGGCCAUGGACACGGACAAGAUCAAGAUUUAUGGUGCUAGAGUGAAGGUCGACUCGCUGUCGAAGGUCGCGGCUAUAGAACAAGCUGAAAAAGAUAAGAUGGCCGCCAAGUGCGCCAAGAUCUGCGACCACGGCAUCAACUGCUUCAUCAACCGCCAGUUGAUUUACAACUACCCCGAAGAGAUCUUCGCCAAGCGAGGCGUCAUGGCCAUCGAGCACGCGGACUUCGAGGGCACGGAGCGCUUGGCUGCCGUUCUUGGUGCUGAAAUUACCUCAACUUUCGAUAGACCUGAUUUAGCGAAACUAGGAACGUGCGAUUUGAUCGACGAGAUCAUGAUCGGGGAGGACAAAUUAAUCAGAUUCUCGGGCUGCGCGUCGGGCGAGGCGUGUACCGUUGUGUUGAGGGGUGCAUCCACACAUGUUUUAGAUGAGGCCGAGAGAUCUCUACAUGACGCUCUCUGUGUCCUGUCAAGAACGGUGCGGGAGACGCGCACGAUCCCGGGCGGCGGGUGCUGCGAGACGCGCAUGGCAAGAGCCAUUGAUUCUGAAGUGCCGAACACGCCGGGCAAGAAGGCUCUCGCCAUGGAGGGCUUCGCUAGGGCUCUUAGAGCAUUACCAGCGAUCAUCGCGGACAACGGUGGCUUCGACGCGAGUGAAUUAGUUACAAGACUACGGGCGGCGCAUGCUAGAGGCCAGGACACGGCGGGCCUGGACAUGGUCAAGGGCGACGUGGCGGACAUGACGGAGCUGGGCAUCCGCGAGUCGUUCAAGUCCAAGCUCCACGUGCUGGUCUCGGCCGCGGAGGCGGCGGAGAUGAUUCUGAGAGUGGACGACAUCGUGCGCUGCGCGCCGCGGAAGCGCGAGGGGCAGUAGUAGGCGCGCGCUCUCCCCCCGUUUUUAUAACUAGCUUUUCGUCG
Messenger RNA from Pelagomonas calceolata, 1992 nucleotides. The record is from the annotation of a GenBank genome assembly. NCBI's taxonomy places the organism in Eukaryota, Pelagophyceae, Pelagomonadales, Pelagomonadaceae.